Ichthyophthirius multifiliis is the source of this 547-nucleotide messenger RNA. Its product is annotated as iron-sulfur cluster co-chaperone, putative. Gene Ontology annotation, molecular function: ATPase activator activity; protein-folding chaperone binding. The transcript has 4 exons. The record is from RefSeq and is a predicted model, not a curated record. Lineage: Eukaryota; Ciliophora; Oligohymenophorea; Hymenostomatida. Gene Ontology annotation, biological process: [2Fe-2S] cluster assembly; protein complex oligomerization. Gene Ontology annotation, cellular component: mitochondrion.
AUGUUAUUUUAAAAGAAAGUGUAUAACAAUACAAAACCAACAUUUGAAAUAAAUGAAAAAAAAUUAGACUAAGAAUAUAAAAAAUUGCAAAAAUGUUUCCAUCCUGAUAAAUAUCAUUCUAAAUCAGAUAAAAUGCUCAAAUUUAGUGAAACUUACAGUAUGUAUAUAAAUGAAGCUUAUAAAGCAUUAAAAGAUGAUUUACAAAGAAGUGAAUAUUUACUUAAUUUAUUAACUCAUGGUAAAAAAGAUGAAUUAUUAGAAACCAUAAAAGAUGAUGAAUAUUUUUUGAAAGAAGUUAUGGAAAUUAGGUUUGAAAUAGAAGAUUGUAAUAAUAAAGAUGAAUUGGAUUAACAUGAAUAAUAUGUUAAUUAAUUAAAAAAAGAAACUAUAAAUAAAAUUAAUUAGUUAUUAGAUUAAUAAGAUUAUUAAAAUGCAGCUAUUCAUAUUAUUAAAUUAAGAUAUCAUGAAUCUACUUUAGAAAAUAUAAAAAAGAUAUUCGAAUAGAUAUAAAAUAAUAAAUUUUAGUAAUAAUUUUGAUAAUCUAUAA